Closterium sp. Yama58-4 is the source of this 14580-nucleotide messenger RNA. Lineage: Eukaryota; Viridiplantae; Streptophyta; Zygnematophyceae; Desmidiales; Closteriaceae. The record is from the annotation of a GenBank genome assembly.
AUGUCCUUUGCCACGUCGAACAGCCCCCUCUCCGCCACCACACACCCCACGCCAUUGGCUGCAUACAUGUUGCUGCUGCUGCUGCCUGUCAGAGCCUGGAGGGUGGGAGAGGUUAGAGGAUUGUGGGCUGAGAGGAUUCAGGAUAGGUAUAGAGCUGCGUUAGUUGCUGGCACGCUCAGCUGCGUUGCUGACACGCUCAGCUGCGUUGCUGGCACGCUCAGCUGCGUUGCUGGCACCCUCAAUUGCGUUGCUCGCACGCUCAGCUGCGUUGCUAGCACGCUCAGCUGCGUUGCUCGCACGCUCAGCUGCGUUGCUAGCACGCUCAACUGCGUUGCUAGCACGCUCAACUGCGUUGCUAGCACGCUCAACUGCGUUGCUAGCACGCUCAACUGCGUUGCUAGCACGCUCAACUGCGUUGCUAGCACGCUCAACUGCGUUGCUAGCACGCUCAACUGCGUUGCUAGCACGCUCAACUGCGUUGCUAGCACGCUCAACUGCGUUGCUGGCACGCUCAACUGCGUUGCUAGCACGCUCAACUGCGUUGCUAGCACGCUCAACUGCGUUGCUAGCACGCUCAACUGCGUUGCUAGCACGCUCAACUGCGUUGCUAGCACGCUCAACUGCGUUGCUAGCACGCUCAACUGCGUUGCUAGCACGCUCAACUGCGUUGCUAGCACGCUCAACUGCGUUGCUAGCACGCUCAACUGCGUUGCUAGCACGCUCAACUGCGUUGCUAGCACGCUCAACUGCGUUGCUAGCACGCUCGGCUGCGUUGCUAGCACGCUCGGCUGCGUUGCUAGCACGCUCGGCUGCGUUGCUAGCACGCUCGGCUGCGUUGCUAGCACGCUCAACUGCGUUGCUAGCACGCUCGGCUGCGUUGCUAGCACGCUCGGCUGCGUUGCUAGCACGCUCGGCUGCGUUGCUAGCACGCUCGGCUGCGUUGCUAGCACGCUCGGCUGCGUUGCUAGCACGCUCAACUGCGUUGCUCGCACGCUCAACUGCGUUGCUCGCACGCUCAACUGCGUUGCUAGCACGCUCAACUGCGUUGCUAGCACGCUCAACUGCGUUGCUAGCACGCUCAACUGCGUUGCUAGCACGCUCGGCUGCGUUGCUAGCACGCUCAACUGCGUUGCUAGCACGCUCAACUGCGUUGCUAGCACGCUCAACUGCGUUGCUAGCACGCUCAACUGCGUUGCUAGCACGCUCAACUGCGUUGCUAGCACGCUCAACUGCGUUGCUAGCACGCUCAACUGCGUUGCUAGCACGCUCAACUGCGUUGCUAGCACGCUCGGCUGCGUUGCUAGCACGCUCGGCUGCGUUGCUAGCACGCUCGGCUGCGUUGCUAGCACGCUCGGCUGCGUUGCUAGCACGCUCGGCUGCGUUGCUAGCACGCUCGGCUGCGUUGCUAGCACGCUCGGCUGCGUUGCUAGCACGCUCGGCUGCGUUGCUAGCACGCUCGGCUGCGUUGCUAGCACGCUCGGCUGCGUUGCUAGCACGCUCGGCUGCGUUGCUAGCACGCUCGGCUGCGUUGCUAGCACGCUCGGCUGCGUUGCUAGCACGCUCGGCUGCGUUGCUAGCACGCUCGGCUGCGUUGCUAGCACGCUCGGCUGCGUUGCUAGCACGCUCGGCUGCGUUGCUAGCACGCUCGGCUGCGUUGCUAGCACGCUCGGCUGCGUUGCUAGCACGCUCGGCUGCGUUGCUAGCACGCUCGGCUGCGUUGCUAGCACGCUCGGCUGCGUUGCUAGCACGCUCGGCUGCGUUGCUAGCACGCUCGGCUGCGUUGCUAGCACGCUCGGCUGCGUUGCUAGCACGCUCGGCUGCGUUGCUAGCACGCUCGGCUGCGUUGCUAGCACGCUCGGCUGCGUUGCUAGCACGCUCGGCUGCGUUGCUAGCACGCUCGGCUGCGUUGCUAGCACGCUCAACUGCGUUGCUAGCACGCUCAACUGCGUUGCUAGCACGCUCAACUGCGUUGCUAGCACGCUCAACUGCGUUGCUAGCACGCUCAACUGCGUUGCUAGCACGCUCAACUGCGUUGCUAGCACGCUCGGCUGCGUUGCUAGCACGCUCGGCUGCGUUGCUAGCACGCUCGGCUGCGUUGCUAGCACGCUCGGCUGCGUUGCUAGCACGCUCGGCUGCGUUGCUAGCACGCUCGGCUGCGUUGCUAGCACGCUCGGCUGCGUUGCUAGCACGCUCAGCUGCGUUGCUAGCACGCUCAGCUGCGUUGCUAGCACGCUCGGCUGCGUUGCUAGCACGCUCGGCUGCGUUGCUAGCACGCUCGGCUGCGUUGCUAGCACGCUCAGCUGCGUUGCUAGCACGCUCAGCUGCGUUGCUAGCACGCUCAGCUGCGUUGCUCGCACGCUCAGCUGCGUUGCUCGCACGCUCAGCUGCGUUGCUCGCACGCUCAACUGCGUUGCUAGCACGCUCAACUGCGUUGCUAGCACGCUCAACUGCGUUGCUAGCACGCUCAACUGCGUUGCUAGCACGCUCAACUGCGUUGCUAGCACGCUCAACUGCGUUGCUAGCACGCUCAACUGCGUUGCUCGCACGCUCAACUGCGUUGCUAGCACGCUCAACUGCGUUGCUAGCACGCUCAACUGCGUUGCUAGCACGCUCAACUGCGUUGCUCGCACGCUCAACUGCGUUGCUCGCACGCUCAACUGCGUUGCUCGCACGCUCAACUGCGUUGCUAGCACGCUCAACUGCGUUGCUAGCACGCUCAACUGCGUUGCUAGCACGCUCAACUGCGUUGCUAGCACGCUCAACUGCGUUGCUAGCACGCUCAACUGCGUUGCUAGCACGCUCAACUGCGUUGCUAGCACGCUCAACUGCGUUGCUAGCACGCUCAACUGCGUUGCUAGCACGCUCAACUGCGUUGCUAGCACGCUCAACUGCGUUGCUAGCACGCUCAACUGCGUUGCUAGCACGCUCAACUGCGUUGCUAGCACGCUCAACUGCGUUGCUAGCACGCUCAACUGCGUUGCUAGCACGCUCAACUGCGUUGCUGGCACGCUCAACUGCGUUGCUGGCACGCUCAACUGCGUUGCUAGCACGCUCAACUGCGUUGCUAGCACGCUCAACUGCGUUGCUGGCACGCUCAACUGCGUUGCUGGCACGCUCAACUGCGUUGCUGGCACGCUCAACUGCGUUGCUGGCACGCUCAACUGCGUUGCUAGCACGCUCAACUGCGUUGCUAGCACGCUCAACUGCGUUGCUAGCACGCUCAACUGCGUUGCUAGCACGCUCAACUGCGUUGCUAGCACGCUCAACUGCGUUGCUAGCACGCUCAACUGCGUUGCUGGCACGCUCAACUGCGUUGCUGGCACGCUCAACUGCGUUGCUGGCACGCUCAACUGCGUUGCUGGCACGCUCAACUGCGUUGCUAGCACGCUCAACUGCGUUGCUGGCACGCUCAACUGCGUUGCUGGCACGCUCAACUGCGUAGCUAGCACGCUCGACUGCGUAGCUAGCACGCUCAACUGCGUUGCUAGCACGCUCAACUGCGUUGCUAGCACGCUCAACUGCGUUGCUGGCACGCUCAACUGCGUUGCUAGCACGCUCAACUGCGUUGCUAGCACGCUCAACUGCGUUGCUAGCACGCUCAACUGCGUUGCUAGCACGCUCAACUGCGUUGCUAGCACGCUCAACUGCGUUGCUAGCACGCUCAACUGCGUUGCUAGCACGCUCAACUGCGUUGCUAGCACGCUCAACUGCGUUGCUAGCACGCUCAACUGCGUUGCUAGCACGCUCAACUGCGUUGCUAGCACGCUCGGCUGCGUUGCUAGCACGCUCGGCUGCGUUGCUAGCACGCUCGGCUGCGUUGCUAGCACGCUCGGCUGCGUUGCUAGCACGCUCGGCUGCGUUGCUAGCACGCUCAACUGCGUUGCUAGCACGCUCAACUGCGUUGCUAGCACGCUCAACUGCGUUGCUAGCACGCUCAACUGCGUUGCUAGCACGCUCAACUGCGUUGCUCGCACGCUCAACUGCGUUGCUCGCACGCUCAACUGCGUUGCUCGCACGCUCAACUGCGUUGCUCGCACGCUCAACUGCGUUGCUCGCACGCUCAACUGCGUUGCUCGCACGCUCAACUGCGUUGCUAGCACGCUCAACUGCGUUGCUAGCACGCUCAGCUGCGUUGCUAGCACGCUCUGCUGCGUUGCUAGCACGCUCAACUGCGUUGCUAGCACGCUCAACUGCGUUGCUAGCACGCUCAGCUGCGUUGCUAGCACGCUCAACUGCGUUGCUCGCACGCUCAACUGCGUUGCUCGCACGCUCAACUGCGUUGCUCGCACGCUCAACUGCGUUGCUAGCACGCUCAACUGCGUUGCUAGCACGCUCAACUGCGUUGCUCGCACGCUCAACUGCGUUGCUCGCACGCUCAACUGCGUUGCUAGCACGCUCAACUGCGUUGCUAGCACGCUCAACUGCGUUGCUAGCACGCUCAACUGCGUUGCUGGCACGCUCAACUGCGUUGCUGGCACGCUCAACUGCGUUGCUCGCACGCUCAACUGCGUUGCUAGCACGCUCAACUGCGUUGCUAGCACGCUCAACUGCGUUGCUAGCACGCUCAACUGCGUUGCUAGCACGCUCAACUGCGUUGCUAGCACGCUCAACUGCGUUGCUAGCACGCUCAACUGCGUUGCUAGCACGCUCAACUGCGUUGCUAGCACGCUCAACUGCGUUGCUAGCACGCUCAACUGCGUUGCUAGCACGCUCAACUGCGUUGCUAGCACGCUCAACUGCGUUGCUAGCACGCUCAACUGCGUUGCUAGCACGCUCAACUGCGUUGCUAGCACGCUCAACUGCGUUGCUAGCACGCUCAACUGCGUUGCUAGCACGCUCAACUGCGUUGCUAGCACGCUCAACUGCGUUGCUGGCACGCUCAACUGCGUUGCUGGCACGCUCAACUGCGUUGCUAGCACGCUCAACUGCGUUGCUAGCACGCUCAACUGCGUUGCUGGCACGCUCAACUGCGUUGCUAGCACGCUCAACUGCGUUGCUGGCACGCUCAACUGCGUUGCUGGCACGCUCAACUGCGUUGCUAGCACGCUCAACUGCGUUGCUAGCACGCUCAACUGCGUUGCUAGCACGCUCAACUGCGUUGCUAGCACGCUCAACUGCGUUGCUAGCACGCUCAACUGCGUUGCUAGCACGCUCAACUGCGUUGCUGGCACGCUCAACUGCGUUGCUGGCACGCUCAACUGCGUUGCUGGCACGCUCAACUGCGUUGCUGGCACGCUCAACUGCGUUGCUAGCACGCUCAACUGCGUUGCUAGCACGCUCAACUGCGUUGCUGGCACGCUCAACUGCGUUGCUGGCACGCUCAACUGCGUUGCUAGCACGCUCAACUGCGUUGCUAGCACGCUCAACUGCGUUGCUAGCACGCUCAACUGCGUUGCUAGCACGCUCAACUGCGUUGCUAGCACGCUCAACUGCGUUGCUGGCACGCUCAACUGCGUUGCUAGCACGCUCAACUGCGUUGCUAGCACGCUCAACUGCGUUGCUAGCACGCUCAACUGCGUUGCUAGCACGCUCAACUGCGUUGCUAGCACGCUCAACUGCGUUGCUAGCACGCUCAACUGCGUUGCUAGCACGCUCAACUGCGUUGCUAGCACGCUCAACUGCGUUGCUAGCACGCUCAACUGCGUUGCUAGCACGCUCAACUGCGUUGCUAGCACGCUCGGCUGCGUUGCUAGCACGCUCGGCUGCGUUGCUAGCACGCUCAACUGCGUUGCUAGCACGCUCACGCUUGACUGCGUGCUAGCACGCUCGACUGCCACGCUCAACUGCGUUGCUAGCACGCUCAACUGCGUUGCUAGCACGCUCAACUGCGUUGCUAGCACGCUCAACUGCGUUGCUAGCACGCUCAACUGCGUUGCUCGCACGCUCAACUGCGUUGCUCGCACGCUCAACUGCGUUGCUCGCACGCUCAACUGCGUUGCUCGCACGCUCAACUGCGUUGCUCGCACGCUCAACUGCGUUGCUAGCACGCUCAACUGCGUUGCUAGCACGCUCGGCUGCGUUGCUAGCACGCUCAACUGCGUUGCUAGCACGCUCAACUGCGUUGCUAGCACGCUCAACUGCGUUGCUAGCACGCUCAACUGCGUUGCUAGCACGCUCAACUGCGUUGCUCGCACGCUCAACUGCGUUGCUCGCACGCUCAACUGCGUUGCUCGCACGCUCAACUGCGUUGCUCGCACGCUCAACUGCGUUGCUCGCACGCUCAACUGCGUUGCUCGCCCGGUCAACUGCGUUGCUAGCACGCUCAACUGCGUUGCUAGCACGCUCAACUGCGUUGCUAGCACGCUCAACUGCGUUGCUCGCACGCUCAACUGCGUUGCUAGCACGCUCAACUGCGUUGCUAGCACGCUCAACUGCGUUGCUAGCACGCUCAACUGCGUUGCUCGCACGCUCAACUGCGUUGCUCGCACGCUCAACUGCGUUGCUCGCACGCUCAACUGCGUUGCUCGCACGCUCAACUGCGUUGCUAACACGCUCAACUGCGUUGCUCGCACGCUCAACUGCGUUGCUCGCACGCUCAACUGCGUUGCUCGCACGCUCAACUGCGUUGCUCGCACGCUCAACUGCGUUGCUCGCACGCUCAACUGCGUUGCUAGCACGCUCAACUGCCACGCUCAACUGCGUUGCUGGCACGCUCAACUGCGUUGCUGCACGCUCAACUGCGUUGCUGGCACGCUCAACUGCGUUGCUGGCACGCUCAACUGCGUUGCUAGCACGCUCAACUGCGUUGCUAGCACGCUCAACUGCGUUGCUAGCACGCUCAACUGCGUUGCUAGCACGCUCAACUGCGUUGCUAGCACGCUCAACUGCGUUGCUAGCACGCUCAACUGCGUUGCUAGCACGCUCAACUGCGUUGCUCGCACGCUCAACUGCGUUGCUCGCACGCUCAACUGCGUUGCUAGCACGCUCAACUGCGUUGCUGGCACGCUCAACUGCGUUGCUAGCACGCUCAACUGCCACGCUCAACUGCGUUGCUGCACGCUCAACUGCGUUGCUAGCACGCUCAACUGCGUUGCUAGCACGCUCAACUGCGUUGCUAGCACGCUCAACUGCGUUGCUGGCACGCUCAACUGCGUUGCUGGCACGCUCAACUGCGUUGCUGGCACGCUCAACUGCGUUGCUCGCACGCUCAACUGCGUUGCUAGCACGCUCAACUGCGUUGCUGCACGCUCAACUGCGUUGCUCGCACGCUCAACUGCUGCGUUGCUCGCACGCUCAGCUGCGUUGCUUGCUAGCACGCUCAACUGCAUUGCUAGCACGCUCAACUGCGUUGCUAGCACGCUCAGCUGCGUUGCUAGCACGCUCAACUGCGUUGCUCGCACGCUCAACUGCGUUGCUAGCACGCUCAACUGCGUUGCUAGCACGCUCAGCUGCGUUGCUAGCACGCUCAACUGCGUUGCUCGCACGCUCAACUGCGUUGCUCGCACGCUCAACUGCGUUGCUCGCACGCUCAACUGCGUUGCUCGCACGCUCAACUGCGUUGCUCGCACGCUCAACUGCGUUGCUCGCACGCUCAACUGCGUUGCUCGCACGCUCAACUGCGUUGCUCGCACGCUCAACUGCGUUGCUCGCACGCUCAACUGCGUUGCUCGCACGCUCAACUGCGUUGCUAGCACGCUCAACUGCGUUGCUCGCACGCUCAACUGCGUUGCUCGCACGCUCAACUGCGUUGCUCGCACGCUCAACUCUGCCACGCUCAACUGCGUUGCUCGCACGCUCAACUGCGUUGCUCGCACGCUCAACUGCGUUGCUCGCACGCUCAACUGCGUUGCUAGCACGCUCAACUGCGUUGCUCGCACGCUCAACUGCGUUGCUCGCACGCUCAACUGCGUUGCUCGCACGCUCAACUGCGUUGCUCGCACGCGGUCAGCGCGUUGCUCGCACGGUCAGCUGCGUUGCUCGCACGCACGCUUAAACUGCGUUGCUUGCACGCUCAACUGCGUUGCUAGCACGCUCAACUGCGUUGCUCGCACGCUCAACUGCGUUGCUCGCACGCUCAACUGCGUUGCUCGCACGCUCAACUGCGUUGCUCGCACGCUCAACUGCGUUGCUCGCACGCUCAACUGCGUUGCUCGCACGCUCAACUGCGUUGCUCGCACGCUCAACUGCGUUGCUCGCACGCUCAACUGCGUUGCUCGCACGCUCAACUGCGUUGCUCGCACGCUCAACUGCGUUGCUAGCACGCUCAACUGCGUUGCUAGCACGCUCAGCUGCGUUGCUAGCACGCUCAGCUGCGUUGCUCGCACGCUCAACUGCGUUGCUAGCACGCUCAGCUGCGUUGCUCGCACGCUCAGCUGCGUUGCUCGCACGCUCAACUGCGUUGCUCGCACGCUCAGCUGCGUUGCUCGCACGCUCAGCUGCGUUGCUCGCACGCUCAACUGCGUUGCUCGCACGCUCAACUGCGUUGCUCGCACGCUCAACUGCGUUGCUAGCACGCUCAACUGCGUUGCUAGCACGCUCAACUGCGUUGCUCGCACGCUCAACUGCGUUGCUAGCACGCUCAACUGCGUUGCUAGCACGCUCAACUGCGUUGCUAGCACGCUCAACUGCGUUGCUCGCACGCUCAACUGCGUUGCUCGCACGCUCAACUGCGUUGCUCGCACGCUCAACUGCGUUGCUCGCACGCUCAACUGCGUUGCUAGCACGCUCAACUGCGUUGCUAGCACGCUCAACUGCGUUGCUAGCACGCUCAACUGCGUUGCUCGCACGCUCAACUGCGUUGCUCGCACGCUCAACUGCGUUGCUAGCACGCUCAACUGCGUUGCUAGCACGCUCAACUGCGUUGCUCGCACGCUCAACUGCGUUGCUCGCACGCUCAACUGCGUUGCUCGCACGCUCAACUGCGUUGCUCGCACGCUCAACUGCGUUGCUCGCACGCUCAACUGCGUUGCUCGCACGCUCAACUGCGUUGCUCGCACGCUCAACUGCGUUGCUCGCACGCUCAACUGCGUUGCUAGCACGCUCAACUGCGUUGCUAGCACGCUCAGCUGCGUUGCUAGCACGCUCAACUGCGUUGCUCGCACGCUCAACUGCGUUGCUAGCACGCUCAGCUGCGUUGCUAGCACGCUCAGCUGCGUUGCUCGCACGCUCAACUGCGUUGCUAGCACGCUCAGCUGCGUUGCUCGCACGCUCAGCUGCGUUGCUAGCACGCUCAGCUGCGUUGCUAGCACGCUCAACUGCGUUGCUCGCACGCUCAACUGCGUUGCUCGCACGCUCAACUGCGUUGCUCGCACGCUCAACUGCGUUGCUGGCACGCUCAACUGCGUUGCUGGCACGCUCAACUGCGUUGCUCGCACGCUCAACUGCGUUGCUCGCACGCUCAACUGCGUUGCUAGCACGCUCAACUGCGUUGCUAGCACGCUCAGCUGCGUUGCUAGCACGCUCAACUGCGUUGCUAGCACGCUCAACUGCGUUGCUGGCACGCUCAACUGCGUUGCUGGCACGCUCAACUGCGUUGCUGGCACGCUCAACUGCGUUGCUCGCACGCUCAACUUUCUUGAGCACCCUAACGGCCUUCCACCCGUCCCCCCUCCUCCUCUUGAGCCUCCUCCUCCUGAUGCCCCUCCUCCCCCAGAGCCUCUGUCUGAUCCCCCUCGUGCCCCAGUUCAUGAUGACAACCCAGAUCGAUGGGCGGCCAACUUGAACAACUACAACAAGCUUCGCGAUGCCUACACCAUCCAGCGUGAGGCGCACCGUGCUGCUGAGAAGGCUCACGCUGAUGCUACUGCGCGUAUCCUCUCCUACGCACAGGAUGAGAAAGACUAUGCUGAUGAACUUCGCAAGUUCAACAAGGAUACUGCAGCAUGGCGAAUUGCGGAUCGCCGCGCUCUAGCCAUUAUCUUCUCCUGCAUCCCUUCCCAUCUCAAACGUGACCUCCGCCCCACCUCCUCCUCUGGCCUCUGGAAAACCCUGUCCACUCAGUACGACCGACAGGACCUUCGCUCUCUCCUUGCUCUCUUUCGCAAAUUUCAAGACACCACUCUUGACUCAUCCCCCACUGCUGCUGCCUUCACUCGGCGCCUCAUCGACACUGCGCAACGUCUCAACGACCGCGGCAUUGUCAUUCAUGAAUCACUUCUCACUGCACGCAUCCUCGACUGCCUUCCACCCACAUACGAUACCUACCGCAUCACCUUUACCUCUAGGUACCGCCAUCCUCCUCCUGUGGCUGACACAAUCGACUGGCUCCUUGACAGCGAAGCGGACAUCCAACGUGACUCCACCACCAUCAAUGCUAUCCAGGCUCGCAAAACUCCCGCAGGCAACCACAGCAGCGGCGGAGGUAGCGGCUCAAGCGGUACUGGCGGUGGCGGUGGUGGACGAGGUGGUGGGCGAGGCGGUGGACGCGGUGGUGGUCGUGGUGGCGGCCGUGGUGGGCGUGGCAAAAACCCCUCUCCCUCGGGUACCCUUCCCCCGUGUCAGUACAUCAUUCGCUAUGGCUCCAACAAAGGUCAGCCUUGCGCUCAAACCACUCACACCACUGACACGUGCUUCAAAGCCCUCACUGAUGAGUGGUUUGCACGUGGCAAUGUCGGCACCCCACCUCGAUGGAACACCAUCUUCCCGCGCCCCUCUCUCCAUGACAUACGCACUCUCCCCGCCUAUCAACCCUCCACCCCUAAUCUUCACAAUGUCCUCACUGAGCAUCUCCCACCUCAUAUCCUCCAGCAAGUUCAACAUCUUCUCCCUUCAUCUCCUCCCACUCCCACCCCUCCCACCCCUCCCAUUCCCCCUUCACCCACACCUCCUCCUCAAGCCCCUCCCCCCCACUAUCCUCCGCCCUAUACCGGCUGGCCAUACCCUCCAAAUCCACCUCCUCAAUACGGCCCUGUGCUUCCUCCACCUGCUACCACUCCUACUGACCAGCCCUCCUCCUCCUCCAAUCCUCCUGGCUUCACUCCGUUCCCUUCUGCUGGAUUCAUAGGACAUGUUAGCACUGCUUCUCCUGCUCCUUCAAUGUAUGCCCAUGCUAUUAAUGAGACAUCCUUCCAGUAUUCCGCUUCUUCCUCCUCCUCUACACUCCUUGAGUUCAUUCUUGACAGCGGCGCUACACACACUGUCCUUCGGGACGCAGGCACACUAGUCCCCCUCCCCACUCCCUCCACCAUUUACGGAGCCGACUUCAGCUUCACCAUCACAAGUCGACACACCUCCACUCUCCCCUGCCCCAUCUUCCCCUCAGGCACAGUCACAGGUCUACACGUCCCCUCCCUACGCAACAAUCUGGUAGCACUUCGUGACCUCCCAAGGUUAGGUGUCACCGCCAUCUUCCCCGGACAUGCACUUCACUGCGACCUCUUUCACACCAUCACUGGUCGCUUCAUCUGUCGUAUUCCCCUCUGCCCACACACAAACCUGUACACAUACCGCACCCUCGCCCCUCCAUCCACCAACUCACCACUCCCACCUUACUUCCCCCUCACUCCCUUCCCCCCUCCCCUCUCCCCCCCUCCUCCCCUCCCCUUCUUCCCCCCUUCCCUCCCCUCCCCCCCCCCCUCCUCUUGCUCCCCUCCCCUCCCUCCUCCCCCUCCCCUCCCCUCCUCCCCCUCCCCUCCCUCCUCCCCCUCCUGUCACUGUCGUGACCUUACCCAUCCCGCCGUCCUCCUUCACCAUCGCUUGGGUCAUCCCAACUUUGCCACCCUUCGUCAAUCUGUCUCCUCUCAACUUCUUGAAGGACUUCCCCUCACCCUCCCCCCACUCCCCCCGUCGCCCUCCCCUCCCUGCUCAGUUUGCGUUGAAAGCAAACUAAAGCAAGCCCCCCACAAGAGUCAUCCCUCCUUCUCUCUCCAACCCAUUGAUCUCGUCCACAUGGACCUCUGGGGCCCCAAUCCCACCCCCACCAGGCAAGGUCAUCGCUACCUGCUCAUACUGGUAGAUGACCACAGUCGGUACUCCACUGUCUCUCUCCUUCGCAAGAAGGCGGAGGCCCCGGCUGCCAUUAUUGCCUGGGCUGAACAAGCACGCACCCAUUUCAAACGCCCUGUCUCUCGCUUCCAUUCCGAUGGCGGCGGUGAGUUCCUUAACCGGAUGCUUUCCUCCUACUGCUCCACCCAUGGCAUUAUCCACACCUACACCCUUCCUCAUUCCCCUCAGCAAAAUGGUGUGGCGGAGAGCAGGGUUCGGGAGGUCACCAAGACCGCUCGAUGCCUCAUGGUCCAUGCCUCCUGCCCGCCUUCUCUGUGGGGUUAUGCUAUCCUCCACGCCGCCAUCCUCACUAAUCUCUACCCCCAUCCCUCACGGCCCACCACUACUCCCACCGAACUCUGGACCUCCACUAAACCCGACAUCUCCCCCCUGCGCGUGUGGGGCUCCAAGGCGUAUGUUCUCAUACACCCUGAGGACCGUUCACGUGCAGCUGGGAAACUUGCCUCCCGCACCCUCCCUUGCAUCUUCAUUGGUCAUAACCCCACCUCCCCGGACUACCUCUUCCUCCACCCCCCCUCAGGUCGUCUCAUUCGUAGUCGGGAUGUGGUUUUUGAUGAAGCCAAUCCGUACUACACCUCCCCCUCCGCCCCUAACCCCCUCCCCCUCACCAUACGUCCUCUCCUCUGGACUGACACUGUCAUCACCCCUCCCCUUCAACCUCCCCCCACCCUGGUCAUACCCGCACCCCAACCCCCUCCCCCUCUCUCCCAACCUCCUCAGGGGACAUCCUUGACCCGGCUGCCCCACCCUCCCCUUCCGCUCCCCUCAGGUUCUCACACCAGCCGCGCUCCCGUCUCCCUGCCCCUCACGGCAACUCAGCGCAGCAGAGCAGCAUUGCAGCUGUCUCCUCGCCCCGACCCUCGGCGCAGCAGAGCAGCAGUGCAGCCGUGUUCCCGCUCCAGCCUGACCCUCCAGCGCAGCUGUCUUGCAUCUUCACCGCCUCCUCUUCCUCCUCCUCUCUCUCCGGACCUCUAUGAAGACUCUCAUGAUGAACUCCUUUUCCUCCACCUCCUCUCACCCACCAUCGCCCCUGUCGUCCGCACCAUGGCUGGUACUACGGUCCUUCUUUUCUCCAACACCCCCACCAUCUACGAACCCACCACCUACGAGCAAGCAAUUGCAUGUCUUGACGCACCUCUCUGGAUCGAGGCCAUGGUCAAGGAAUGCAACGCCUUCAUCCACAACCGCUCUUUCCUCGACGUCCCUCGCCCCUCCAAGCACAACGUGGUCAAAGGCAGGUGGCUCUUCCGAGUAAAACUACUCCCUGGUGAAGCUCCUGUCUACAAGGCUCGGUAUGUGGCGAAAGGCUUUACACAGACUUAUGGCUCGGACUUCUUCGAGACCUACUCACCUACCGCCACUCCGCCGGUCAUUCGCGUGUUUCUGGACUUCGUUGGCAGACGCGGGAUGCUCCUCCACUCCAUGGAUGUCACCACGGCCUUCUUACAAGGCGACCUCCACGAACUCAUCUUCUUGGAACGUCCCAAGGGCUUCCACGCUCCUCACGACCCUGCCACCGUCUGGAAACUACUACGCCCUGUUUACGGGCUCAAACAAGCACCUCGAGAAUGGCACGCCAAACUCUCAUCCACCCUUCGCGCACUUGGCUUUCGCCCCUCCCGUGCUGCCUCUUGCCUCUUCCUUCGCUUAACUCCGUCACCCUUCUUCAUCCUCGUCUACGUCGACGACAUGCUGCUAGCAGCUGAGACAGCUGCUGAACUUCAGGAGGUCAAGGAUGAGCUGCAGCAACGUCUCGCCUGCAAAGAUCUGGGGGAAGUCCGCAACUACCUUGGCAUGGAGAUCACCCGCGACCUCACUGCCAAGACUAUCACCCUCUCUCAGUCAUUCUACAUCGGGAAGGUGCUCGAGAGAUUCGGCAUGUCCAAAUCCAAACCCAUCCCCACACCACUUGCAUUCGGGCAUCGGCUGUCCCCUCCAGCCACUCCUGUCACCUCCCCUCAUCCCUAUGCAGAACUCGUUGGGGCCCUGAUGUACGCCAUGGUCUGCACUCGUCCCGACCUUGCAUACCCCGUCAGUGUCCUGGCGCGGUUUGUUGGCACUGGCAGGCAUGGUGAGGAGCACUGGAAGGCGGCCAUGCGUGUUCUGCGCUACCUCCAAGGCACAAAGGACUAUGGCCUCACGCUUGGUGGUGUGGACCCACCUGUUCUUCAAGGCUUCAGUGACUCAUCUUGGGCGGAUGCACAGCCGGACCAUCGCAGUUCUCAAGGAUAUGGCUUCUCCCUUGGGAGCGGCCUCAUCAGCUGGCGCUCCACUCGCUCCUCCUCCGUCGCCCUCUCCUCCUGCGAAGCCGAGCUGUACGCAGUCACCAUGGCGGCUCAAGAGGCACGCUGGCUUAGCUAUCUUCUCACCGACCUUGGCUCACCACAGCCCUGCCCCACCCUGUGGUGUGACAACGAUAGUACCAUCCACCUCACCAAGGAGGCCGUCUUUCAUGGUCGCUCCAAACACAUCGAACUCCGCUACUACUUUGUCCGCGAUCUUGUGCAAGAUGGUCACAUCACUGUUCGUAAAAUCGACUCGUCCGCCAACCUCGCUGACCUCUUCACCAAGGCUCUCCAUCGCUCUAACCACUCUGCGCUCCUGCGCCUUCAGGGACUUGCUCCCCGCGGUGGCUGA